Rhizophagus irregularis DAOM 181602=DAOM 197198 is the source of this 488-nucleotide messenger RNA. Lineage: Eukaryota; Fungi; Glomeromycota; Glomeromycetes; Glomerales; Glomeraceae. The record is from RefSeq and is a predicted model, not a curated record.
AGUUUUAUUGCAGGGCGCUCUGUUCACAACCAAAGAAUCGAAAGACUUUGGGUAGAUUUAGCGCGUAAUAUAGUAAAGACUUAUUUUACAAUUUUUAUGUAUUUAGAGGAUAGAUGUGGAUUAGAUAUUAAUAAUCCCAUAUACAUUUUUUGCUUGCACUAUGUAUUUAUACCUCGAAUAAAUCAAAGUUUAUCCCAAUGGAAAGCUUCCUGGAAUAACCACAAAAUUCGUACGGAGAAUCACCAAACUCCAAUGCAAUUAUACAGUAAAGGUAUGAUUGAAUUAGGUUUUAGAGGAAUGGAGGAUGAUUUAGUUGAUCCAAAUGAAUACGGAAUUGAUUGGGAGGGUCCAACUCCUGCUGAAGAAGACAAUACUGUGACUGUUGAUGAACCAAGAAAUGUAUUGACAGACGAACAGUAUCAAUCUUUGCGAUCAACGGUUAAUCCAUUAGAAGAGGAUGAAGAAGGUUUUGGAAUAAAUAUUUAUAA